AUGAUUAAGGUUGUAGUACCUUUGUACAAGAUAUUUCCUCGCCUACUCGCCUUUUCUUCAUAUCGCAAUGUGUCCCUUUUCAUUAAUUUUCUAAUCACUGUCACCUUUCUUUCUUUCUUUCUUUCUUUCUUUCUUUCUUUCUUUCUUUCUUUCUUUCUCCUCCCUUUUAGAGAUUUGUUUCUUUUCUUUCUUUUUUCUUUUGUUUAUUCCAUUUUCUUUCUUUCUUUCUUUCUUUCUUUCUUUCUUUCUUUCUUUCUUUCUGCUCAUUUGUCUUUUCUUUUUUUUCCUUUGAUUUUUCUUUUUAAUGUUUUUCUUUAUUCUUUUCUUUCUUUCUUUUUCAUUUUCUUUUCUUUUUUCUUUCUUUGUUUCUGCUCUUUCUUUCUGCUCAUUUGUCUUUCUUUCUUUCUUUCUUUCUUUCUUUCUUUCUGCUCAUUUGUCUUUCUUUCUUUCUUUCUUUCUUUCUUUCUUUCUUUCUUUCUUUCUGCUCAUUUGUCUUUCUUUCUUUCUUUCAUUCUUUCUUUCUUUCUUUCUUUCUGCUCAUUUGUCUUUCUUUCUUUCUUUCUUCUUUUUUGCUUUGCAGUAUUCCAAUUAUUUCUUUCUUUCUUUCUUUCUUUUCCUUCAUCAAAUCAACAGCCCAGGUGUAUCCUUUUGCCGGCCAAUAUCGUACAAUAA
Messenger RNA from Acanthosepion pharaonis, 672 nucleotides. The record is from the annotation of a GenBank genome assembly. Lineage: Eukaryota; Metazoa; Mollusca; Cephalopoda; Sepiida; Sepiidae.